UGGGUCCCUUCGGUAAUAGAAUAGCCAAUGUAAUUUGACACUUCAACUUACUGCGCUCUCUCCGAGUCUAUUCAGUUACUCACCCACUGACGUUGAGCCCAUUCUCAGUGGCCGUGAGGGGGGGAAGAUAUUUUAAAAAAACAAGAGCCGAAAUUUUACGAGGACUUUCUCCGCUUAAUAACCCGGGGCAGAAGACGUGAGGCGCUGAAGUGUUUCUCCUCCUGGUGUGUGAAUGGGUGGGGGGGGUCCUUUGUGGUGAGGAAUCAAGGAUCGAAGUCAACGCAGGAAAAGAGAACUGUGGUCACUUCAAAUGGAGAUUCAGAGACGGCACGAGCACAGCAUUCAGGUUGCAUACGGACAUAGCGCUCCAGUUUAAUGGCUGGCAGGUAGAAGGCCGAAGAGGGACAAUCAACAUGAACUCGAUUCCGUCGAUGGACAGACACAUACAGCAGACCAAUGACCGUCUGCUGUGUAUCAAACAGCACUUACAAAAUCCAGCAAAUUUCCAAACAGCAGCGACCGAGUUGCUGGACUGGUGUGGCGACCCCAGAGCCUUUCAGCGCCCCUUCGAGCAAAGCCUGAUGGGAUGCCUAACGGUGGUCAGCCGAGUAGCCGCACAGCAGGGCUACGACUUGGACUUGGGCUACCGGCUCCUGGCCGUGUGCGCUGCCAACAGGGACAAGUUCACUCCAAAAUCAGCAGCUCUUCUGUCCUCGUGGUGUGAGGAGCUGGGACGCCUCCUCCUCCUCCGUCACCAGAAGAACCGGCAGAACGAGCCUCCGGGAAAAGUGCCCAUGCAGCCCCCCAUGAGCUCCAUGAAGCCCGGCCUUUCACACGGCAGAGAUGGGUCUUUUCCCUAUGACUCAGUCCCCUGGCAACAGAACACCAAUCAGCCUCCAGGUUCGUUGUCGGUGGUUACGACCGUCUGGGGCGUGACCAACACGUCGCAGAGCCAGGUGUUGGGGAAUCCCAUGGUGAACAACAACAAUCCCAUGAACCCUGGGGGCAACCCUAUGGGCUCGGGUAUGCCUGGUAACAAUCCAGGGAUGAACUCUCCUCAGUUCCCUGGUCCUCAGCAGCAGUUCCCCAGCAAGGGCAACUCCAACCAGGGCUACAUGCAGCAGGGCAUGUACGGACGACCCAACUACCCUGGAGGAGGAGGCUUUGGUGGCAAUUACCCUGGAGGGCCUAACGCCGGACCUGGAGGAAUGGGCAUCCCGCAACACUCCCGUCCUCAGUCAGACUUCACCCAGCCUGCCGCGGCUGCUGCCGCUGCUGCAGUUGCUGCCGCUGCCGCCACGGCAACCGCCACUGCCACAGCGACUGUAGCUGCCAUGCAGGAAAACCAGAACAAAGACAUGAGCCAAUAUGGACCGAUGAGUUCCUCUUUCCAGAUGGGACCAAACCAGGCGUACAGCAGCCAGUUCAUGAACCAGCCAGGACCCCGCGGCCCUCCAUCCAACCCUGGGAACAUGGGCACUGGCAUGAAUGCAUCCAGCAUGAGCGGACCCCCCAUGGGAAUGAACCAGCCCAGGGGCCAAGGCAUGGGGCAUUUUGGGGCCCACGGCCAAAGGAUGCCCCAGCAAGGCUAUGCAGGACCCCGGCCUCAGGGCAUGGGUAUGCAGGGCAUGAAAAGGCCGUACCCAGGGGAGCCAAACUAUGGUGGGCAGCAGUAUGGACCAAACAGCCAGUUCCCUAACCAGCAGGGGCCGUACCCCACACAGAACCCCUCAAGGCCGCUGCCGUCCCCAAACUACCCUGGCCAGAGGAUGCCAGGACAGCAGCUGCAGGGACAAUACCCACCACCCAGUGGUGCCAUGGGCCAGUACUAUAAGCAAGAACCAUCUUUUAAUGGCCAAACAAAUAACUUCUCUGGGAGUGGAUAUCAGUACAGCCAGGGUACUAUGAAUGGGCCGCCCAGACCGGUGGGUAACUAUCCUCACUCCCCAGUGCCAGGCAACCCCACCCCUCCAAUGACACCAGGAAGUAACAUCCCUCCAUACCUGUCGCCAAACCAGGACGUGAAGCCCCCUUUCCCUCCUGACAUCAAACCAAAUAUCACUGCUCUCCCUCCCCCUCCAGCCAACCACAACGAGGAGCUGCGGCUAACGUUCCCAGUGCGAGACGGGGUGGUCCUAGAGCCCUUCAGGCUAGAGCACAACCUGGCUGUUAGCAACCACGUCUUCCACUUACGGCCCUCUGUACACCAGACGCUCAUGUGGAGAUCGGACCUGGAGCUGCAGUUUAAGUGCUACCACCACGAAGACCGUCAGAUGAACACCAACUGGCCGGCAUCUGUCCAAGUCAGCGUAAACGCCACACCGCUCACCAUCGAGCGGGGCGACAAUAAGACCUCCCACAAACCCCUGCACUUAAAACAAGUAUGCCAGCCAGGAAGGAACACGAUCCAGAUCACAGUCACUGCCUGCUGUUGUUCGCACUUGUUUGUGCUGCAGCUCGUCCAUAGGCCCUCAGUUCGCUCGGUGCUCCAGGGCUUACUGAAGAAGAGGCUUCUGCCUGCAGAACACUGCAUCACCAAAGUCAAGAGGAACUUCAGCAGCGUUGCAGCGUCGUCGGGGAACGCAGCGCUCAACGGCGAGGACGGCGUGGAGCAGACGGCCAUUAAGGUUUCCCUCAAAUGUCCAAUCACCUUCCGGCGAAUACAACUUCCAGCAAGAGGCCAUGACUGCAAACACGUUCAGUGUUUUGAUUUGGAAUCAUAUUUACAACUCAACUGUGAGCGGGGGACAUGGCGAUGUCCUGUAUGCAAUAAAACAGCGUUGUUAGAGGGACUCGAAGUGGACCAGUACAUGUGGGGAAUCUUAAAUGCCAUUCAAAACUCGGAGUUUGAGGAGGUGACCAUUGAUCCGACAUGUAGUUGGCGGCCGGUGGCUAUAAAAUCUGAUAUCCACAUCAAGGAGGAUCCAGAUGGACCGCUGGCCAAGAGGUUUAAGACUAUGAGCCCCAGCCAGAUGAUCAUGCCCAAUGUGAUGGAGAUGAUAGCUCAGCUCGGCCCCGGACCGUCACCGUACCCGUUGUUAUCUUCUCAGCAAGGGGGAAACAACAGUGAAUACAGCAGCCAAGGCAACAGCUACCCGGGACACGGGAACUUUGACUUCCCUCACGGCACGCCUGGUGGCACGUCGAUGAAUGAUUUCAUGCACGGUCCCCAGCUGUCUCACCCACCCGACAUGCCCAACAGCUUGAUGACUCAAGACAAGCCACUCUCACACAACAUGCCUGACUCAAUACCUCACUCUGCAGGCAAUGACCAGUCGCAUUGUCCUCUGCAGAGCUUACAUGCAUCUCCACACCCUGGGAGCCAAUCAGGACAGCAGCUACACCACAGCGGGCCUCCUCAGCCGUCACGACAAGCUCUGCCUCCUCAGCAACAACAACAACAGCAGCAGCAGCAGCACCAGCAGCAGCAGCAGCAGCAGCAACAGCAGCAGCAGCAGCAACAACAACAACAGCCGACCGGCCCCAACAACCAUCCCCACGGCGACCUGGCCUUCAACCCCUCCAGCAGUUUGGACAGCCAAGCAGGGUCGGACAUGCCUGAGCCAUCUUUAGACCUUCUUCCAGAACUCGCUAACCCAGAUGAGCUUUUGUCGUACCUGGAUCCACCAGACCUCCCCAGCAAUAGCAACGAUGACCUUCUAUCGCUCUUCGAAAACAACUGAGGCAAUUCAGACACACAUAAACUUUUCUGACUGUCUGCAGUUUCCCCGAGAACCCUGGGCGGUCGCUCAGUACUUGAUAAACACAAAGAUGCACUCCCUUUCUCUUCUUCCUCUUGUACAGUUUUCAUUGGCCAGCACAGAUUGACUGAAAGAGGUAAAAACUCCAAGACCAGGCAGGAUGCGGCCCCGCCCCUGGCGAUACUUAUGAACUGUGCAGCUGUACUCUGUUAUUUUUCUACGCCACACACAGGUGUGUAUGUGUGCACAUUAGGAACGUGUUGUAGCAUUUUUUUCUUCAUGUUUUGUUUCCUUUUGAGAAGAUAAAAGGACUUUAAUGUAUAAAACAGAAAAAUAGCUGUUAAAAACCUGCGCUAUCUGGCCAGUGAUAUGUUCAUAUUGUUAUUCCAGACUGAGAGGCCACAGCUUCCCGGUGUCACAGCUCCAUUCCCUGACUGGUCUGGUUAGCCGCGCUGUUUUGUCCACCACACAUCAUUUAAAAAGCACAAGAGAUUCUGGCAAUGCAAAAUGGAGAAAAAAAAAAUCUGUCUUUACGAAGGAAAAACUAAAUCAGUUGGAUCAGCCUAUGUCUGUCCUUUGGCAAAAAUGUUUUUAACAAAUUUUUUGCUCAACAUUUUAAAAAGAUUUUUGGGAACAAUCGGCUUCCACUUUGUCUACAAUUGUGAUACCUACAUAUUUUUGUCAAAAAGAGGUAUACCGACUUUUCAGUCCUGAGAGUUGAGUGGUGGAACGGAGAAGAUGUUUGGCCCCACUAAAACAAAGCAAAAAGUUUAUAUUGCGCAUCAAGAAUAGCAUACCUGGAUUUCGACAUAAUGUAUAGUUAUCGUCCUCCUGUGCAGAGGAGUGAUUUUAAUGCAAAGGUACAAUAUGACAAACCUGGGUUCCGGUGAAGCUCCGGCUGCGUUUAUUUCUUCCUGCAACGACUCCUUCCAAUGCCGUCUGCUCUGCGUAGGCCUCGGUGUUGCUCGUGUCAGCAAUUUUGCCACGACGCAUCUCUCUCCCCGUUAAAUGAUGUGCUGUUAAAGUAGUCUACAAAGUGCAUGUGUGCCAAGCCCUUGUCUAGUGCUGUUCCAAGUGGCAACAACAACAAAAAAAAGAUAGUGUGGUUUUUAUCCGUUGCUUUUUUUCACCGCUCUUUUUUUUGUUUGUACGUUUGUUUUUUUGGAUUUCCGUCAGAUUUAGUAUGAUUUAUUUAACACUAACAUUGAAGGGAUAAUGCUGAUAUCAGCAAUACAUGUAUCGUGUAUUUGCUGAAUAUACUGUAUUAUGUUUGUUUUCUCGUUGUUGUUUGCUGCAUAAUUUAACUAUCCAUAAAUCUUUUUUGGGAAACUGCUCAACAUCACCAAAGUUAGAGGGAUGAGAAUGGAGAGGUUUUGUGUUUGCUCGGUCCUGUGUAAAGACUGUGAGUGUGUGCGUAUGAGUGAGUGUGAGAUUGUGUGCGUGUGUUUCUAUUUGUGUGAUGGGAAGAAAUAUUGAUUUCAUAGAUAUAUGGGAGGACAAAGACAGUUUAUCCAUCACUGCUGUUCAAGAAGUGGUUUUUAAAGCAGUAUUGGUGCAGAUCUUUUGCCACAUUUUGUUUUCAAUUUCACUUUUUGAGGAGAGUGCUGUUCAGUAUGCAAAUGUAUUAUUUUUAAAAAAAAAAUGCUAUUGUACUGUAAAUAUCAUUGUGAAUAUUUUUGUAUCAUCUUGAUAAUGUGUGUCCUUUGAUCAUUAGUCGUCCGACCUAACAAGGUAUGCUCCCAGACGCCCAUCUAACCACUGACUUUGUUUGUAACCAGCAUACGACAGCUGUCUCGCCUCCUUGUUGUGGGGAGGCCAGUCCAAAUGUCUCAUAAGCUAUUUCCUGCAGGUCGCCGCCAUGCUUUCUAGUCACUUUCCUCCCAGUGCACUCUGUCUCACGCCUGUCCUUGAUAGGCAGGUGUCCCAUGUUUAUGUGCCCCCCCCCCCUUCCCUACAUCAGCUCACAGUGAUUGUGAAGCAUCAUUUCAGUUUUCAGAUGCCAAGCGCGGUUUGACGCAAUCUUUUCUUUUACGCUCCGAUGUAUUUGAUUGAAAAUGUUUACUGUUCAUCAUUUUAUGUUGACAUUUUAUCAGUGAUACUGAACAGUGAUGGUUUAAAAAAGAUGUGGUAUCGGCUGGCUUUGUAAUUAGUGAGCUAUGUGAAUAUCAUAAUUGUCAAUACACAGUGGUAUCACAACCCUAUUUUAAAGAAAUCCAUGAUAUUGUUUAUAUUUUUGUUAUAGAAAAUGUGGCUUUUUUAAAAGCAUGAGACCAUAUACAUUUUUAUCCCCUUUUUUUGUUUUUGGUAAAUUAUUUUGUACUGGUUUUCUUAUUAAUCUGUAAGGCUAGAAAUCCAAUUUCUUUCAACUGUAGAAUUGUGCUGAUUUAACCACCCUGGUUUUAUGUAAACAUUAUUUUAAGCGUCAUUUAAGAAAUAUUAUUUGUUCCAGUUCAGCACACUGACAUGUUGUUUCAUAUUUAUGUCACAAAGAGACAUCAAAUCGAAAAAGAUAAUCCCUCUUGUAACGAUACACUGCCACAUUUUCCUAUUUUAUUAUCAGAAUUGAAACUUUUGAUCAAUCCCAAUCCCUAUCAUUUCACCUUUUGCUCUCACUUUCAAGUGAGCCAAUUUGGUAAAAGGCAGCACCUCAAAUCUCUAGUUGCACAAUCACAUUUAUCUGGGGGAAGUUGUUUUUAAAAAAGGAAAAUAAAAAAUAAAAAAACAAUACAGAGAGAAAGGGCACGUUCAUCAUUGUGGCCUGGAAAGGAUGUUGAGGGCAAGGCUAGAUCAAACGUCCCAAGGAUGCCUGUAUAUAUGUAAAUGAAAAUAGAGACAUGUGAACAGAAAUUUAUUCAUUUUCCCUGGGAAUGUGCAUUGUUUCUUCAGAAUAAUAAAAAGCUUGCAACCCCUCUACUGGAAGUGGCUGAAUAUGGAAAAUUAAACUUGUUAGUUAGUGUCUGUGGGUAUCUCUCAGCAUUUUGUUCUCCCUAUGUAAUAUACUUUCGCCUCUUUUGUUUGGGGAACUGGGACAGCUAUGUUUCACAUGUAAUAUUUAGCCUGAGUGUUCUAGUCUGUCACCUGCAUACUCUUGAGGUGCUAAACUAAAAAAGGAAGAGAAAAAAAAAGGUUACAAAGAAAAUUGUUCGGAGGGGUGGGAGGAAGGCGGUGGGAGGGACGGGUCCAGAAGAUUGUAACCAAAUCCAUAGUUUGUACAAUUUUUUUAUAUCACGAGCAGUUGGAAAAAUCAUACAAUCUAAGGUGAUUCAUGCAAUGUGGCCAUUGUCUCUAUUGUGUACAUUGUGUGGACAAUCAUUUCAUAUUCUAAACUGGUCAGAAAAUAAAAGGAACUAAUUGUGAUUUUUAGUCUUGCAGAACUGUAUGUAGUUAGAUGAUGUGACAACCUAAUAUUUAUCUAAUAAAUAUGUAUUCAGAUGAUACCUGUA
Cyclopterus lumpus (lumpfish) is the source of this 7144-nucleotide messenger RNA. Its product is annotated as zinc finger MIZ domain-containing protein 1-like. Gene Ontology annotation, molecular function: SUMO ligase activity; zinc ion binding. Lineage: Eukaryota; Metazoa; Chordata; Actinopteri; Perciformes; Cyclopteridae. The transcript has 24 exons. Gene Ontology annotation, biological process: protein sumoylation; regulation of transcription by RNA polymerase II. The coding region runs from base 414 to 3683 and encodes 1089 amino acids. The record is from RefSeq and is a predicted model, not a curated record.